AUAAGGGUUUCUAUACAAGCGGCGAAGAGCGCGUCAUGUACGAGGGCCGCGUCGUGUACGAUGUGGCACCUUCCUAUCAGCUGUCAUUGAAGACGCAGUGUGGCACCCGUGGCUGUGUCUGCUGUGUCGCAGGUGUCUGCUGUGUCGCAGUUACUUGUGACAGAGCAUUAACUUGUGCCUUCAGCUAAGAAUAUACAGUAUAUUAUCUGGCCACCACGCCUUCUGAUAGUACUUCAGUGCAAUAAUUUACAGGAGCCCUCACGAUAACAUCACAUGCAUGGAGUGUGAAGGCUGCAAUAACGAGUAUGACCAAGAAGAGCGAAGGCCACGCACUCUUCCCUGUGGCCAUACCUUUUGCUCCAGCUGCAUUGGUGCCAUUUUGAAGGAUAAUAAAGUUUUCUGUCACGCAUGUCAAACAGAACACUAUGCGGUUGCUGUGGUACAGUUCCCACUUAAUUAUAACGUGGAGGCCAACAUAAGAGCAACAAUGAUGGAUGUUGAUGCCCCACCAGGACCUACCCCAGCAAAACGUCCAGCAGUGUCACCAGGACCAGGAGGAUCCAACCAAGGGCAGCAGCAGGGCUUAAGCAAAGAAUUAUUAGCUCUGAAAACAGAGAAAAUGAAAGCCCUGGCUUGUGCUGAAAUUAAAGUACAAGCCACAUUGAAUGGUCUGGGUCAGUAUGCAAGGCAGGUAGCAAAAAUGAAGGAGGAACAUAUGAAGCUAAUGACCCAGCUUGAGGAUUUAGCAAUGUUCCACCAAGAAAGAAUACGAGUGAUAGAAGAAGAAGAUGCACGUGUUAGGGAACUGCAAGCUUGGCAUGAAGCUAGGAGGGACAAUGCAAAUUAAUAAAAUUCUGGCCUACCCAGAUAUGGGGUGAAUCAUUUGUAGAGUUUAGAGGGCCCUUAACUCUUUCUUGAAUUAUAGCCUUUAUACAAGUAGGCAUUAAAGCAUUAAUAGUUAGAUAUAUAUAUAUAUAUAUAUAUAUAUAUAUAUAUAUAUA
This is a messenger RNA of Procambarus clarkii (red swamp crayfish), 1001 nucleotides long. The record is from RefSeq and is a predicted model, not a curated record. NCBI's taxonomy places the organism in Eukaryota, Metazoa, Arthropoda, Malacostraca, Decapoda, Cambaridae.